This is a messenger RNA of Salvelinus sp. IW2-2015, 1629 nucleotides long. RefSeq names its product G protein-coupled receptor 137 (gene gpr137). Lineage: Eukaryota; Metazoa; Chordata; Actinopteri; Salmoniformes; Salmonidae. The record is from RefSeq and is a predicted model, not a curated record. Gene Ontology annotation, biological process: positive regulation of TORC1 signaling. Gene Ontology annotation, cellular component: lysosomal membrane.
GCGGUGUAUAUGAACUGUUUAGCUCAUGUGAUAGAAACGUCUACUUCAGUUCCAGCGCUCUAAACGGUCGGCUGAACGCUACUUUCCUGUGGAUAUUUUGUCUCACAUUUCGAGCAGCUGAAAGACAAAUCGCACAGAAAACAGUUGUCUCUACUACCUCUACCACAGUGACAAAGUGCUGAGGCAGAGGACCAUGUUAUUCAAACCACUCUGAAGAUAGCGUUUUAAUCGCACUUUUUAAAAAUGGACACACUGAAAUCCUCCAGUAUUUAUUUUGAACGCUAAUAAAUGUGAUCAUAUUGAUCAUUUUAUAUACAAGGGAAAGAACUAUCUUAUUGCCAGACAGUGAGUGACACCGAAUAUUCCCAUUCACCUCAAUGGAUGUUCCAGUCACACCAAUUCUACCCUCUAACUCUACCCUGCCUACACCUUUCCCUCUGCACCCGGCAGUGGCCCCAUCAGUCCAGCUUGGAUUUACCAUCCUCUACACUACUCUCUACGGAAGUCUCUUCUUGGUAGUCUACGUUCAGCUCUGGCUCCUCUUUCUCUACCGACACAAGCGUUGGAGCUACCAGAGUGUGUUUCUGUUCCUCUGUCUUCUCUGGGCCGCUCUUCGCACCACUCUGUUCUCUUUCUACUUCCAUAAUGCCCUGGAAGCCAAUCACCUGGCCACCGUGUUUUACUGGCUCCUCUACUGCUUUCCUGUUUGUCUGCAGUUCUUCACCCUCAGUCUCAUCAACCUCUACUUCACUCAGGUAUUACUCAAAGUGAGAGAGAAGUACAACCCAGACACUGAGCCCGGCCAUGGACUAUGUUGGGCGCGGUGCUUCUACGCCACCCUGAGUGGUGUGUUCCUGUGUGUCAACGGGGUGUGCGCUGCUCUCGGCUGGAACGGGCGCAGUGGAGGAGCAGGGGCUAAAACAUGGAAUCUGGUUCUGAUACGAGUGCUGGUCAACGACCUCCUUUUCAUCUUUGAGGCUGUCUGUCUAGCUGCAUUACUGCUUCUGUUAACCCGACGCUCCCCAUCCACCAGCCCUUACCUGCACAGCAAGGGAACAACAGUGUGCCAGACUGCGGUACUAGGAGCAGGUGUAAUAUUGCUCUUUGCUAGUAGAGCGUGCUACAACCUGGCUGUCCUCAUACUGUCCCAGAACCACAGAGUGGAGUCCUUUGACUUCGACUGGUACAAUAUCUCUGACCAGGCUGACCUGCGUAGUGAACUGGGAGACAGGGGUUACUUGGCGUUCGGUGCAAUUCUCUUCAUAUGGGAGCUGCUUCCCACCAGCCUCCUCAUCCUCAUCUUCAGAGUCCGCCAACCGCCUCAAGAAGAUGGCAGUAAUCUGCCUGUCAGCAACAGAGUACCGCGGCCGUACUUCUUUGAUGACCCAGCAGGGGAAGACGCUGACUCAGGUGUUCCUUGGGUCAACAGCUCACAUCCACACCAAAGCUGGUAUGGAUCCAUCAAGGAGACGACACCUCUCGUCUUCGCCAGUAACCCUCUGGACCAGAACCAACACCACUCCUUUUACUCUACGCCACAGAACUAACUGAUCCUCUGUCCCAAAUGGCACCCUAUUCCCUUUAUAGUGCACUACUUUUAACCAGGAACCAUAGGGCUCUAGUCAAAUG